AUGAGCAAGUUCUCGCGCAUCGCACAACAAGGCCAGCAGGGAGGUGCAUAUCCUGGUGCACCAACCCCGCAGCCACCGUACCCCUCCCAACCGCCAUAUCCUCAGCAGCCGCAACAGCCUCCUGCAUCGCCGUAUAAUCAACCUGCGGUUCCUCCCAGACCCGGGGCAUCACCUCAACCCUACCAGACUCCGCAGUGGCAAGCGCCCCAACAGCAACAGUCGCCAUAUGGUCAACAACUGGGGGUGCCGCAGCAACAGGGGGGAUAUCAAUCACCACAGCCCGUCUAUCAACCGUACCAGUCGCAGUAUCAACCCCCGCCGAAUCAAUACGGUCAACAACAAUACCAGCAGCAGCAGCCAGCUGGCGGAUACGGCUAUGGUCAGCAACCUCCAUACCCGGGCGGUCCUACCCCUGGUCCUCCUCCGCAGCAAUAUGGCGGCGGUCCCCCUCCUCAGCAGUACGGUGGUGGCCCCCCUGGCGGCGCCUCUCUAGCUCCGGUCGGCAACGUAAAUGCCUACAAGCAACUUCUUCAAGCCACCAUUCAAGAGAAGGGACUUCAAAACUUUUACCCUCCUGGGCAUCCCAUGCUUGACCAGAUCGCUAAUCGCGCCGGUCAACAAGUCGCUCAGUUGGCCGCAGCAUGGCGCAUCUCUCCUGAAAUAGCCUCGGAUAUUGUCAAGUUGGCACUCUACGACGUCGUCUUGUACAUUGAUGACAGCGGAUCCAUGCAAUUCGAAGAAAAUGGGGAGCGCAUUGAUGACCUUAAGCUGAUAUUGUCGCGCGUCGCAUUUGCUACCAGCCUCUUCGACGACGAUGGGAUUCAAGUCCGCUUCAUGAAUUCUCCUGAACAGGGCAACAACAUUCGUAAUGAGCAGCAGGUGAAUGAGUUGAUUGCGCGCACUCGCUUCUCUGGCCUCACGCCCAUGGGCCGCGAAUUACAGAACAAGAUCCUUGGGCCGCUUGUGCUUGAGAAUGCCCGACGUGGUACUUUGCGCAAGCCCGUCUUGAUCAUCACCAUCACCGAUGGUCAACCUACGGGUGAAAGCUCGUCGGACGUGGCUAAGAUCAUCAUGGCAGCGUCGAGCGAAUUGGCCCGCAACCCGCGGUACGGCAAAGGAGCCCUGGCAUUCCAGUUUGCACAGGUGGGCAACGACUUGAAGGCGAGAGAGUUUUUGAGCAAGCUCGAUGAAGAGCCUUCGAUUGGUGAUAUCAUUGAUUGCACAUCCAACUACGAAGUUGAGGCCGACGAGAUGUCUCGCGCCAACCCGCCCGUCCAACUGUCACCCGAACUCUGGCUCAUCAAACUGCUCCUCGGUAGUAUCGACUCAAGCUACGACGCCAAAGAUGAGAAAUCCAGUGCUAGACCUCCUCAAGGUGGCUAUGGUGGUCCUCCAGGCGGUGGUUAUGGUGGUCCUCCCCCAGGUCAAUACGGCGGUGGUCCAGGAGGUGGCUAUGGACAGCCUCAAGGCGGCUAUGGUGGUCCUCCUGGUCAAGGCGGCUAUCCCCCACAGCAGGGCGGCUACGGCCAACCUCAGGGAGGCUAUGGACAACCGCAGGGUGGAUAUGGACGGCCUCCUCAAGGUGGACCACAGGGAGGAUAUCCGCCACAAGGUAACUACGGUGCGCCUCCUCCACCACCACGGUACUAG
Messenger RNA from Fonsecaea erecta, 1650 nucleotides. RefSeq lists its product as hypothetical. The record is from RefSeq and is a predicted model, not a curated record. NCBI's taxonomy places the organism in Eukaryota, Fungi, Ascomycota, Eurotiomycetes, Chaetothyriales, Herpotrichiellaceae. Bases 1 to 1650 code for a protein of 549 amino acids. The transcript is spliced from 3 exons.